AUGUCAUCAUACGGAAGAGGAGGAAGAGGAGGUAGCUUUGGAGGCGGUGACAGAGGCGGACGCGGCGGUGGCCGUGGUGGCAGCUUUGGCGGAGGCCGUGGCGGCAGCUUUGGCGGUGGUGGUCGUGGCGGAUAUGGCGGCGGUGCCCCCCGUGACAGAGAUGCCAUCCCAGAUACUGUCAUUGAGGCUUGGAGCAUUCACACAUCCAAGCGAAGAGACCAUCGUUUUGAGGAUUUACUCAUAGUGAUAUUCCAAAGGUCAACUGCCGGGUGUUCACAGAGAACCAACAGAAGGUUGGGUCAAGUCGACGAGAUCUUUGGUCCAAUCGAUAAAGUCUUUUUCAACGUUAAAUUGGACACUGGUGUCCAAGCAUCGACCUUCAAGGUAGACGACAAGAUUUACUGUGAUCCAUACUCACUGUUGCCACUGAGGACAUUUAUCGAAGAGCCUAAGCCAAAGGUUGCUCAGGCCAAGACUGGAUUCAAGUCUGCUGGCGGUCGCGGUGGCGCUCGUGGUGGUGCACCAAGAGGAAGAGGUGGACGUGGUGGCAGCUUUGGCGGUGGCGGCCGUGGUGGCAGCUUUGGUGGUGGCCGUGGAGGCGGCGGCGGUGGCCGUGGUGGAAGCAGCUUUGGCGGUGGUGGCCGUGGUGGUGGCCGCNGAGGUGGUUUUGGUGGUGGCCGUGGAGGUGGCCGUGGUCGUGGAGGAUAC
Acytostelium subglobosum LB1 is the source of this 708-nucleotide messenger RNA. RefSeq lists its product as hypothetical. Gene Ontology annotation, biological process: ribosome biogenesis; snoRNA guided rRNA pseudouridine synthesis. The transcript is spliced from 4 exons. The annotation marks the transcript as partial. Gene Ontology annotation, cellular component: box H/ACA snoRNP complex. Gene Ontology annotation, molecular function: box H/ACA snoRNA binding. NCBI's taxonomy places the organism in Eukaryota, Evosea, Eumycetozoa, Acytosteliales, Acytosteliaceae. The record is from RefSeq and is a predicted model, not a curated record.